AGUCGAUUGUGGUGUUGGCUACCCUAGCCAUACACUGUUGGCUACUGACAUCUUGCGUUGAUUUGGCAUAACCCGUCCCAUGGUCGUCUGAAUAGCGCAGCGCUGGGGAAGAGAUAAAGACGAUAACUUAGUAACCCUAUCCAUAUCAGAGGCAAACCAAUACAGCGUCGACAAAUUCCUGCGAGUUGUAGGAGUUUUGGGGGAAGUGUGGUGCGGUCUGCAGGAUGGCGGAUACGACUGUAGAUGCAACUCGUCGAUUGAAUGUGAAAAAGCAAACGCUUGAUGAUGCGUAUGCUGCCCCAGCCAAUUUCCUGGAGAUUGACGUUAUAAAUCCGAUUACUCAUGGCGUUGGAAAGAAGAGGUAUACUGAUUAUGAAGUUCGUAUGAGGACAAAUUUGCCAGUUUUUAAAGUUAAGGAGUCCAGUGUGCGUAGAAGGUACAGUGAUUUUGAGUGGUUGAGAAAUGAAUUGGAAAGAGACAGUAAAAUUGUUGUUCCACCCUUACCUGGAAAAGCCUGGAAACGUCAGAUGCCUUUCAGAGGAGAUGAUGGAAUAUUUGAGGAAGAUUUUAUAGAGGAUAGACGGAAAGGAUUAGAAGUAUUUGUUAAUAAAAUUGCUGGUCAUCCUCUUGCUCAGAAUGAGAGGUGUUUACACAUGUUUUUGCAAGAACCCGUCAUUGACAAAAAUUAUGUCCCUGGCAAAAUAAGAAAUGCGUAAUGCUCAGUUUUGUGCAAGAUCUGCGGGACUUGCCUGUAAAAAGUGUCAACAUGUUGGACAUUUAUUUAUACACAUAAAGAUCUUUUGAGGUUCUUUUGAAACAUGGUGACAUGUUUAUGAAUUAGAAUUGUUUAAAAUUGCAUUAUUUGAUUGUAUGUAUUCAUAUAUAUGUGUACCUCUCAAGAGCAUUCAUUAUUAUAUGUAUUAUUAGUGAAGUUAUUUCAGUACACUCCAUUACAUUAGUGGUCAAUAUUGUUAUUGUAGUUGUUACUUUAAUACUGACCUUUAUUGUACAGUUUAAUUUUUCAAGAAGAAAUGACAGAAUUAUAUGAAAUUUAAUAUGUAUUGUUUAUUGUUAGUGUAUGUACUAUUUUGGAAAGGACAAUAAGAAUUUGUUUAUAAAUGCGUUAUUUUUUGUGUCCUUUUUUUAUUUCAAAUGGGAGUGCAGUGUUUAUGAAUGUAAAGGAAUGAUUGAAUUUGGCUGAUUCUACCAGCAAAUACAUAUGUUAUUUAUUAUGCAUAAGUCUUCGUCUUUAUCUAUUAAUUAUCCACAACCUGUAAUUGUGACUUUUUCUGGUGAAUAUCAAAAUAUGAAAAUUUGGACAUAAGUUGAAAGAAAAUUUAUAAAAGUGCCAGGAAUAGUGAGAAAUGAUAGUUGUGACAAUUGCAAGAGAUAUUGUUAGGGGAAUUUUGAACAAAGAAAAAAAAACUAGAUGAAUCAAAGAAGUUUUCAAAAUACAAAGUUUGUUUUGAUUUUCUAAUUUUUAUUGGCACAAUUGGCUUAAUUUACUACUAUUGGGAUCAAGAAAUUACCUUAUCAAUGUUCUUGGAUUGGUUUGUCAUAAUUACACGAAACUUGAGCAUUGCUCAUUUUUCAGUACUUUUGCUUUCUCUUAUUGCUCAUAAAUAUAGUCAAAAAUGUUACACACGCAUCUCCAUGGAGCUCGAUUUUCUACUCUAAAGGAAGCACCGUUUGAUUUGUGAAAGUAGUUUACUUGGAAAUGUUACAUAAUAUACAAACAUUAAAUAGAAUCAUCAACUGGAUGUUUGUUUUUGUAAUUUUCCACUGUAAUUUAUUUCAUUAUUCUAACCUACAUUCUUCUAGUGUUAUUAUAUUAUGAGCAUUUUGAUUUCAUUUCUUUGCAACAAAAACAAUUUCAUUUGCUUUUCUGAAAAUUUGUUAUUAUAGGUAUUUGUUAAUGCAUUUAAGUUAAAAUGACAUCAUUGAAAAUCGUGUAAAACAAGACUAUAAAUAUAUUGAAAAAAAUAAAUUAUUUGGAAUAUUUAAAUUUACUUGCAAGUGUUAAUUUUUUUAAAAGUAGAAACUACUUAU
This is a messenger RNA of Gryllus bimaculatus (two-spotted cricket), 2049 nucleotides long. The record is from the annotation of a GenBank genome assembly. NCBI's taxonomy places the organism in Eukaryota, Metazoa, Arthropoda, Insecta, Orthoptera, Gryllidae.